AUGUCUGAUGAAGUAAACAUUCGUCAUAGCAAUCGAUUUACUCCGCAAGAAGAUGCUCUUCUCAAGGAACUCGUCAAAAAUAAGCAAAACAAAACAUGGAAGGAAAUUGCACAAUUUCUUCCUGGAAGAACAGCCUGCCAAUGUAGAGAUCGUUACAACCAGUAUUUAUUUAAAGAUGUUGUGUCAAAACCCUGGACAGUUGAUGAAGAUCGUAUUAUUAUAGAAAAAUAUAGAGAAUUUGGGCCCCAUUGGGUAAAAAUUUCUCAGUUCUUGCCUGGCCGUUCUGGGAAUAAUGUUAAAAAUAGAUGGAACAGCGCCCUUCUUCAAUAUCACGGAAUUGAACAUAAUAACGUAAAGCAAGAAAGAAGAUCAAAACGUGAAAAGUGGGAGACGACUUCAGACAUGAUUAAUGCUGAGUCGGUGAUGAAUCUAAUAGAACAGCAAGCAAUGAAUGAGCUAGAAAAGAAUUAUGAAAAAAUUCAAAUUGGUAGCACAAGAAUUGAUUGA
This is a messenger RNA of Trichomonas vaginalis G3, 507 nucleotides long. Its product is annotated as RNA polymerase II transcription regulator recruiting protein. Gene Ontology annotation, molecular function: DNA-binding transcription factor activity, RNA polymerase II-specific; RNA polymerase II cis-regulatory region sequence-specific DNA binding. Gene Ontology annotation, biological process: regulation of DNA-templated transcription. Gene Ontology annotation, cellular component: nucleus. Lineage: Eukaryota; Parabasalia; Trichomonadida; Trichomonadidae. The record is from RefSeq and is a predicted model, not a curated record. The coding region runs from base 1 to 507 and encodes 168 amino acids. The transcript has a single exon.